AUGUCGGAGAAAGAUCUGGAUGCCAUCAUCUUGGAGACCCAAAAGGUUUUGGGCAAGUACGUCAAGAAGCCACCUCUCACGGAGAAGCUGUUGAAGAAGCCGCCAUUCCGAUUUCUAAUGGAUGUAUUCAGUAACUUUAUCAAGCAAACUGGCAAGUUCGAUGAACUGUAUACGCCGGAGGAGCAGAUGUUCGAGAACAUAACCAGUCGGGAGGAUAAGGUGCGAUUCCUGCAAAAGAUGAUCGAUGCAAUUAAACUAACAACUAAACUGGAUCUCAAGGUGCGCACUUCAAAAAUAGUUGCUGGCCAGGAACCGGAGCUCACCAAUGAGCUGCUCCAGGCCAUGGCCAGUUUGGCGGAAAGGAAGUGGGAGAAGGAGUGGGACAGCAUUGUGGACCAGGUGGUGAUUUCCCACUGCAAAACUCCACUGACUCUUUCCAAACCACCGAAGGAAACUAAAAAUCCCAGCAAGAAUCCCUCACCCGACGGCAAAGACGAGGAUCCAAAGCGACGCAAGGAGAAGCGCAUAUCGCCUCAAGAGCAGAAACUGCGCAAGGCCAACGAACAGGCGUCCCGAUCCACUCCCCCCAGCGAGAAGGAUAAGGCAUCCCAGAAGAAGUCCAAGGCGCCCAAGGAGGACACCAAGCUAAGUCGGCAAAACUCCAAGCAAAAGAGUCCUUCGCCUGUCAAGCCAAAGACGAAAGCCAAGCUGCAGCCUUCAAUCGAGAGCGAUCAUCCCAGUCUGUCUAUGUCGCCAGUGGAAGGAGCAGCCUCCUCCAAGCCUCCUGCUACCGAAAGUGCUCCAAGUAAGCCGGAGUCGGAAACGGUUACGCCAUUACAAGAGAAGGAGGCAGUGGUGGGACCUGUCCAGGAAUCUCCACCGGCUCCACCAGCCGAGCCUGAGAGUCGCAAAUCCUCCAGCAAGAGUCGCCGUUCCAGUGGCAGUCAUAGGCAACCGGAGCCUAGUCCUGCUCCCAACGAGAGCCCAUCCCAGCCAGUGAACCCAGUGCAGCCGUCAGAAAAUAGUUCUCCACCGGAGACCAACAGCAGCGAAGUGAAGCAGGAGGUUCCGCUCUCAAGGGAGAACUCCAAGGAAGCGAAUCAACGGCCCAGAACCUCACUUAGACCUCCAUCCGCUCGACCCGCCUCCGCACGUCCCGGUGCUCCACGGCGUCGCAAUGUGGAGAUCGUUUUGCAGCCCAACGAUCAGAUCAAAAUGUCUGGCAUAAAUGUGAAGCUCGAAACCUUUGGCGACUUGGACGAUGACGGCGAGAACCUGGUGAUCAUAGAAGACUCUGCCUCCCAUGACAUCGUCGAAGGUGGCGGCGAGGAAGCAGCAUUGGAGGGACAGCUCGAUGCCCAGGGACGAUUGGUGCAGCAGAUCUUGGAAACGCAAAAGGAGCUGGUUAAUCAAAGCGCCGAAGUGGAGCCACCACAAGCACAGGCAGGUCGACAAACAUCUGCCCGCCAGGUGAACGACGUCUGCGACGUAGUCCAAAAGCUCACAAAGUCAAUUGGGCCGCUGGGAAAACUACUGGACUGUAUACCCGAGGACUUUGAUGCAAUGCAGCUGGAGCUGACGAUGUGGCGCGACACCUACAACCAGGCCUCCACGGAACUGAAAAGGGAGCAGAGUCUCACUGCCUCUGCCACGGAGCCCCUUAAGCAUCAGCUGCAGCAAAUCCAAGCCAGCAUUGCUGAGUACCGGGAGCUCAUCGACGAGAGUCGCCACAAGAUCUUGCUAAACAACGCCCGUAUUCAGAAGUUGAUGAUGGAACAGUAAGCAAUAAAUAUCAAUAACAGCAUAUAAUGAGUUUU
Molecule: messenger RNA, 1817 nt
Organism: Drosophila santomea
Lineage: Eukaryota; Metazoa; Arthropoda; Insecta; Diptera; Drosophilidae
Gene: IFT54
Product: TRAF3-interacting protein 1
Exons: 4
Coding region: 1-1782 (593 amino acids)
Biological process (GO): regulation of microtubule cytoskeleton organization; cilium assembly; intraciliary transport
Cellular component (GO): axoneme; ciliary basal body; intraciliary transport particle B
Molecular function (GO): microtubule binding
Source: RefSeq, a predicted model, not a curated record